AGAAUGCUCAACCAUCUCCCUUUUCACUGAAGAUCUCUCAUGAAAUGUCGGUGACCUAACAAGCUAUGGAUACACGGGCUUGCCCGUCACAUUGACCGUCCUGGGGCGAAUAUUUUGGUGACGGCAUGCAACGGGCUUGGGUCUCGAGAACACGGGCGAUUGAAGGUGCCGCCAUUCCAGUUGUUUACUGUUUGUGAGGACCGACAAGAUUCCGCAUACAUCCUACAAGUACAUUCCUGGCAGCCAUCCCAUCUGCCACGUUGAAAUGGAUUCCGACCAUGGCCAUAUCCUCCUCUUCGUCGGCCGCGUCCUCAAGGCUCUGGCCGCCGGAGUAGUUAUGCUCUGCUCUCCUCCGGUCAGGAUGCUACUCUGGGGCUUAAAGGCCAUCUUCCGCGUCCUCACAUUGCCAAUCCGUAUCCCAUGGCGUGUGGGGAUGUGGUGCUGGGAGGCGACCAUGGCGCUGGUGGAAGAGUACAGGCAUUUCCUCCUUUACCUCACCUGCGCCAUCGCCAUCGGCACAGUCUCCGGCCUCCUCGCCGCAACCCUCACAAACCUCACCGUCACCUGGCUAACCUGGCUGUUCCCGUUCCUCCGCCCGCGCCACCACCCGCGCCGCCGCCUGCAGAAACCCACCGCCGCCAUCCCCACCAAGCCAUCCCGCCCCCAACCCCGACACGCCGCGUCGUCGUCGUCGGCGAUCUACUGGUCGUCAGACGAGUCAGUCGACAACGACGCCGACCAGGACAGGAGGCCCGUGGCCUUCAUCCCGCCGAGCCGACGGCACGGGUACGCGCCCAAGAAGCCGCCGCCUGCUGCUGCUGCUGCUGCUGCUGCGGCGCAGGCGGGACCGUCGGCGUGGUCGUCGUCGUCUCGGGCUUCGCGGCACCGGGCGCAGCCGUCGUCGGGCAAGGCCCGCGUGGCGGUGGCUGAUACGAUUCACGAGGAGUCGUCCGGGUCCGAGCACGAGCUGCGAUAGGGAGGUUGGUGUGUGUGUGGUGGUCGGGUGCUGGUUCGUGGGGCGUUUUGGCGGGGCUUUUUGUUAGGGUAGUUCAUUUGGUUUCUGAGGGUAGAAGCUGGGGAAUGGAACCUGGAUAUCGCUUUCGUCAGGCACCAUCUGGAAACCCGAAUUCUUCGUCCAUC
Chaetomium fimeti is the source of this 1140-nucleotide messenger RNA. RefSeq lists its product as uncharacterized. NCBI's taxonomy places the organism in Eukaryota, Fungi, Ascomycota, Sordariomycetes, Sordariales, Chaetomiaceae. Bases 266 to 976 code for a protein of 236 amino acids. The record is from RefSeq and is a predicted model, not a curated record. The transcript has 3 exons.